Molecule: messenger RNA, 3943 nt
Organism: Haemorhous mexicanus (house finch)
Lineage: Eukaryota; Metazoa; Chordata; Aves; Passeriformes; Fringillidae
Product: transient receptor potential cation channel subfamily V member 2-like
Exons: 18
Coding region: 710-3064 (784 amino acids)
Biological process (GO): calcium ion import across plasma membrane
Cellular component (GO): membrane
Molecular function (GO): calcium channel activity; protein binding
Source: RefSeq, a predicted model, not a curated record
CUGAGCUCUGCUGAGCAGGGCUGGGAGAGGGCUCAGGGGAAGGAGCUCGGUUCUUGGGCAGUGCCAGUGGGGCUGGCGGGCAGAGAGUGCUCCCUGUGCCCCUCAGAGAGGGGGGAGCCCUCCCGGGUCCUGCUUUAUGGGACCAUUCUGCUCUUGCUUUUAACCCAGGCGCUCUGUCUGUGCAAGACUGACAGUAAAUAACUCUGAGCGCUGUGGGGAGAUGGAAACUGCAGCUGAGGAAUGAUUUUGGGGAGAGGAAGACAGAAAAGCACGAGCAAACUGUUCUGGAAGUGCAAAUACCCUCCUCAAGGAUUCGGCAGAUGCACCAGCUAUGGAGUCGGGCUGUAGCCCCAGCAAGGGAGGUUUCUCUCGGGAGCAAAGCUGUUAACCCUUUGGAGGGAGUGCCUGGCGAUGAGGAGGAGCUGCUGAGCUGAGCUCUGCUGCAGGUGUUUCCCUGGAAAGAUUCCCAGCAGGACUGUGGGCAAGCUCAUCCCUGUUCCAAGGAGGGCCCCCAGUGAACCCUUAUCUUCUUGGCCACUUGGUGAGCAGCCUGUGCCAGUGCUGGUUGCACUGAGACAAGAGCAACGAUCUCACACUCCUGAAGAGCCACUUUCCUUGCCUUUUAUGUCAGGAGCCUGUGCUGCUGCCAACAGGUUUAGUGCCCCCACAGAGACCCUCUUGGUGAUCUGCAGGACCAUCUCUCCUGGCAAUGGAUAAGUUCACAAACGGGCAGCCAGGCCCAGCUCAGAGGAACAGGCUCACAGGGCUGCUGGAAACAGAUGACAGCACCCAGGAAGAGAAACCUGCCCCCAGCAAAAAGGAAGAGAGGUCAGGACCUGGAAGGAAAGGAGAGCCACAGCCCUUGGAGACUCCUUAUCAGAAGGAGAGCAGUGACUUUGCCCCUAAAAUCAAGGUUAACCUGAAUUAUCGGCCAGGACUUGUCAGCAACCAGAAGGACCCGAAUCGCUUUGACAGGGAGCGCCUGUUCAGCGCCGUGGUCAGGGGCAGCCCCCAGGCUCUGCAGGGUCUGCUGGAGUACCUAAGGAGGAACUCCAAAUUCCUCACCAAUUCCGAGUACACAGAUGCAAAGACUGGGAAGACCUGCUUGAUGAAAGCCCUGCUGAACUUAAAAAAUGGGAAGAAUGACACAAUCCCAGUCUUGCUGGAAAUAGACCAAAAGACACAGAACCCCAGGCCACUUGUCAACGUGUCCUGCUCUGACUGUUUCUACAGAGGCCAGACUGCCCUGCACAUUGCCAUCGAGAAGAGGAGCCUGGAGAUGGUGAAGCUGCUGGUGGAGAACGGAGCUGAUGUCCAUGCCAGGGCCCACGGGGAGUUCUUCAGGAAGAAGAAGGAAGGAGUUUACUUUUAUUUUGGUGAGCUCCCCCUCUCCUUGGCUGCCUGCACCAACCAGCUGGAUGUGGUGGAUUACCUCCUGAACAACCCCCACCAGAAAGCCAGGCUGCAGGAGCAGGACACCCAGGGCAACACGGUGCUGCACGCCCUGGUGAUGAUUGCAGAUGACACCGAGGAGAACACCAAGUUUGUCAGCAGCACCUACGUGGAGAUCCUCAAGGCGGGCGUGAAGCUGGACCCCACCUGCAAACUGGAGGAGAUUGUCAACUAUGAUGGCCUAAACCCCCUGCAGCUGGCUGCCAAGACAGGCAAAGUGGAGAUCUUCAGGCACAUCAUCCAGAGGGAGAUCCAGGAGCCCCUGUACCGGCACCUGUCCCGCAAGUUCACCGAGUGGACCUACGGCCCCAUCCACGUGUCCCUCUAUGACCUGUCCUCCCUGGACAGCUUCGAGGAGAACUCUGUGCUGGAGAUCCUGGCCUACAGCAGUGACACCCCGAACCGGUACAAGAUGGUGGUUUUGGAGCCACUGAACAAACUGCUUCAGCAAAAAUGGGAAACCUUUGCUUCCAAGAGGUUCUACUUCAGCUUUGUCUCCUACCUGUCAUUCAUGAUCAUCUUCACAGCCAUUGCAUACUAUCAGCCCUUAAGGGUGAAGCCUUCCUUCCCAGUGGAGUUCACAGCUGGAGGCUUCCUGUGGGUCUCUGGACUGAUCAUUAUCUUGUUAGGAGGCAUUUAUCUGAUCUUUGCUCAGAGCCUGUACCUGAGGAGGAGGCGCCAGUCCCUGAAGACCAUGUGCUCUGACAGCUGCAUCGAGAUCCUGAUCUUCAUCCAGGCCUUCUCCCUGCUGCUGUCAGCAGUGCUGUAUGGAGCCAGCUCAGAGAACUACGUGGCAGUGAUGGUGUUCUCCCUGCUCCUGGGCUGGGUGAACACCCUCUACUACACCCGCGGCUUCCAGCGCACCGGCAUCUACAGCGUCAUGAUCCAGAAGACCAUCAUGAGAGACCUGCUGCGUUUCCUCCUGGUCUACAUGAUCUUCCUCUUUGGCUUUGCUGCAGCCCUGGUGACGCUGAUGGGCGAUGCCCCCUCGGUGUCCCAGAACAAGUCCCUGGCUCCCCUGGAGAGCUCGGGCAGCCACGCCAUGUACGGGGGGCUGCUCAGCGUCUCCCUGGAGCUCUUCAAGAUCACCAUCGGCAUGGGGGACCUGGAUUUCCAGGAGCACGCCAGGUUCAGGUACUUUGUCAUGCUGCUGCUGCUGCUGUUUGUGAUCCUCACCUACAUCCUGCUGCUGAACAUGCUGAUUGCCCUCAUGAGCGAGACUGUCACGGAUAUUUCUGGCUACAGCAAGAGCGUCUGGAAGCUGCAGAGGGCAAUUGCAAUCCUGGAAAUAGAGAAGGCCUGGCUGUGGCGCCAGGGGGGGAAGAGGAGAUCUGGCUGCUUCAUGUCAGUGGGGCUCAAUAAGAAGGAUGAGAGGUGGUGUUUCAGAGUAGAGGAAAUUAAAUGGACAGACUGGGCAAAGGAUGUGGGAGUUCUGAAGGAAGAACCUGGGAGCACCUAUGAUUCAGAACUAAAUCCAGAAGACACCAGCAGCUCCUGGAGACCAGCACAGAAACCGCCCCGAGCAGCUGCCCCAGAGGAGCUGGCCCUGCUGCAGCCCCAGGCACCAGGCACAGAGAUGGUUCCUCUGCACAGACAGCCCAGGGAGCUCUGAGAGCUUUUCUGAACCUGCCUCCAUCUUCAGAGGAGUUGUUCUUCCCCCAGCAGCUGGGAGAGCUGAAGGCACUGUCAGCAGCAAAGUGCUUUUCGUGGAGGGCUGUGGCUCAGCCUGUGGCUUUCAGUGUUGUCAUGCACUUUAAUGAUUCAUUUCCUCUGAAGAAACUGGUUUUACUCGACUUUUCUUUGCCUGACACUUUCUUGUUACUAUUCCUAAAGAUCCCAGAUCCCAGAACAGCUCUCUGAGCUGUGCAGGGAUGAUGCCCAUGGAUCAUGCCCAAGGAAUCACCUGGCAGAGGAUGGCCCAGCCUGUUCUCCUGUCUCAAAGGACUGCACUGAAGUGCUUUGGAAUAAAAAAUGUUGUAGAGUCCUAAAAGCUGCUGAGGGUGGAGUUGUCUCUGUGCUGGUGUGAGAUGGGAGUGCACAAACUCUCACCCUGUGCAGCACCUGCAGGGCUCCAUGGUUAAUCCACAUCAGGAUCCCCAUUUCACACUUCCAGAGUGAAAUUCUUUGCAAGUUUCCCUAAAAUCACAGGAAGUGGUGUGGAUUUCCUGGACCUGAAAUUUCACUGGUGGAUUUCUGGGACUUUGAUGGUUGCUUUGUCUCUGUAAUAAACAGCAGCAGAAUCCUGCUGGUGGCCCCUGAGAGACUGAUGGGCCAACACUUUGUGUGUGGUUUUUGCUUCCUGUUACUCAUGAUGGGCAUCCUGUCUUGCUGCAAAUGUCUGCAAGGACCUUGUUCCUUUUUGUGGUUUGCAGCCUGCUGUAAACUCUGUGGGAGAAGAGAUAAAAAUGAGCUGUCUCACUUUUCACUCUAUUUAACAGUAAUGACAUGUAAAAUUUCUGUAAACAAUACAGCAAGUGUACUUCAUUGAAAA